Molecule: messenger RNA, 2674 nt
Organism: Poecilia latipinna (sailfin molly)
Lineage: Eukaryota; Metazoa; Chordata; Actinopteri; Cyprinodontiformes; Poeciliidae
Exons: 5
Coding region: 193-1059 (288 amino acids)
Biological process (GO): negative regulation of T cell proliferation; cell surface receptor signaling pathway; immune response
Cellular component (GO): external side of plasma membrane
Source: RefSeq, a predicted model, not a curated record
CUCAGCCUCAGCACGCAGUGAGUUUUCGCUUUCUCAGAGUUUCUUUAGUUUAUUCUAGUUCCACCGCUCUUCUAACAGCUUGUUGUGUUUUAAGUUAAACUUCAGAGUUUUUAUGUCCCGACAAAAUGUUUUCCACUUAGAAACGUCGCAUGAAUCUUAAGUUUCGGACGGAGAGACCGAACCAACCAGGAGAUGGAUUCUUCUCUGACUGCGUCUCUGCUGCUGCUGUCUGUGGUCUUCAUGCAGUUUGUCUCUGCUGCAGAUCAGAACAACACACCAAUCAACGUUAAACAUGGAAAUGACGUCAUUCUGCCAUGUGAAGAUCCUGAUCAGGGGGAAAUCACAGUCAUAGAGUGGAGCAGAACCGAUCUGGGGCCAUCAAAAUUUGUCCUCCUGUACAAAGACAAGAAGAUCAAUCCAGAAGCCCAGCAUCCAUCUUACAGGAACCGGGUUGAUCUGAAGCAGAUGGAUAAAGGAGACGUGUCUCUGCUUCUGAAGGACACGACCACUAAUGACAUCGGGACGUAUGAAUGUCGAACCACUACAGGAAAACAUGCGAAGAAACUGAUCAGCACCGUCAGCCUGGUUGUAUCAGAACCGUUUCCAGUCUGGGCCAUAGUUCUACUGGUUCUACUGGUUCUACUGGUUCUGGUUGCUGCUGCAGGAGUUUCAUUUUAUUUCUGGCUCCGCUGGAAACUAGCCCAACAGGUGGAGGUGAAAGCAGGGGUGAAGUCUGUCCAGCUGCCCUGCAGAACCACAGAGAAUCUGGAUCGAGACGUUAGAGUGGAGUGGAGGGACGGAUGGAACAGGAAGGUCCAUGUGUAUCAGAACGGUUCUGAUCAGCCUGAUGAACAGAGCCAGUUCUACAGAACCAGAACCAAGAUGGAUGGAAACCUGCUGAAGAAUAAAAACCUCAGUCUGACUCUGAAACGGCCCACAUAUGGAGACAGAGGGAUCUACAGCUGCAGAGUCUACAACAGAGACGGACACGUCCUGAUGAAGAAAGACAUCUGGCUAAAGGUCAAAGCAGGGACAGACCAGGAGGACACUGAUGGCUGAUCAAUCAGUCUGAUCAGGUUGAUCAUCUCUGAUCAUUGAUCCAGUCAGACUUUGGAUCAGAGCCGAUCUCAGUGAAGGUUCUGAUGGACCAACAGAGACACUUCCUGGUCCUCUGGUCCAGUCUGCAGCCUCUGAUUGAUCACUAUUGAUUAUUGAUGACAGAAUGAAGAUCUGAAGGAACUGAAUCAUUUCUGCUGCCUGAGGAACCAGUUCAUGACUGGAACUGGAACUGGAACUGGUUUGGAUCCAUCAGGAGGAGGAGAGUCCAGUCUGACCAGAACCAACAUCUUUUCUAUUCAAACCCUAAAAUCUCUAAACUUUUCGCUUCCAGUCCAGAAUCUGGAGAGUUUGACGAAAGAAAAUCUGGAAAUAUUUUCUGCCUUUAGAGUUUAAGAUCCAGUUCCAGUUAUUGAAUUAAUUAACCUUUAUUGGAUUAUAAUCCAGACAGAUUAAUGUAGUCCUGGAUUAUAAUCUCUGGGUUUACGGAGCCUCUAGGGAACAUGGGAAAAUAUGUUACUGCAGUAUCUGUUGGUCGAUUACAGUCACAGAAGUUAAUUUAAAAAUUUAAAUAUAAACACAUUUAAAGAGCCUCAGUGUUUAUUCUUAACUCUUUGUUGCAAUAAAUUGAUUUAUUCACUGCAUGUUUAUGUCUGUAAGGCUGAGAUGGAACUGGACAUGAAAACGGCCUUUAAAACAUUCAGACCAAAACAAAAGAGACUCAAUUAAACUAACAGAUGAUUUAUUACACUGUAAUAACAACUCAGAAAUACUGCUAAUAGUUUGGAUGUAUUUUUAUUUCUUUCCUACUUACGGAAAGUUUCUGUUUACAUCAUAGGUUUAUGGUGCCUUAACUAAAGAAAAAUAUAUAAAACUCCAGAUAUUCACAAUGUGAUGCAUGGAUAUAUAACACUGCAUGGAUAUGAGCCUUAAUAUGAGGCUUUCAUGAGGUUACAUGUUAAAACCUCAUGAAACCUCAUAGCAGAAAGUACGAUGGGCCCCUAAGAAAGAUUUACAGCAUCAGUUAUGCUGCAUGAACUGAUCAGUUCAUUAUUGAGACGGAACAAAAAAAUAAUAAUCCUCCAUGUUAGUAUUAUAUGAAUAAUUCUUUAUUAUUAUGAAUCCUGCUUUAUUAAUGUGAUGUCAAUACAAAUAGAAGCUUCUUUAUCUCACAUUUUCAUUUUAAACAUGUUCUGAAUAUAAACAUGAAGUCCUAUUAAAACUGUUACUUUGCAUAAAAUGCUGAAUUUGAACAUAAUUAGAUUUCUGCUGACUAAAUAUGUUCACUUCUGACUGAAAUAUAUUUUAUGCCUCAUUUUAUUCAUUUGUUACAUGUUGCUUCCAUAUUAAUGUCUUUUAAAAUAGAUAACUUUGAAUUUUAAACCUCUGAUCUGACUUAUUACCAAAAGGUCAUGAAAUAAUUUGGUCACUAAUAUAAAUAUUCAGUAUGUAGUGAGACAUUAGCUGAGGUUCAGACUGAGUUUUGUUACCAAAUACAGUGAUCAUAUAUGAUGCUUGUAUAUCUAUAAUGUCUUGUAUUUUAUUUCUUGUAAAUAUUUUUAUGUGUAUUACAAUUUGCUUGGUGCUUUAAGGCUGAAUGAAAAUCAGAUUUAUCAUC